GCUGCCGCUGCGCUCCGUCGACCUUCCGAGUCUCCUUCGGCUCCAUCUCCGCCAGCGGCCCGGCAACGACCGUCCCUCUCCUCCUCUCAUCAUGGCACCCAGGAAGUUCUUCGUGGGCGGGAACUGGAAAAUGAAUGGCGACAAGAAAAGCCUGGGCGAGCUGAUCCAAAAGCUCAACGGGGCCAAGAUCCCUGCCGAGACCGAGGUCGUUUGUGGUGCUCCCUCCAUCUAUCUCGACUUUGCCCGCCAGAAGCUUGAUGCCAAGAUUGGUGUGGCUGCCCAGAAUUGUUACAAGGUGGCUAAAGGAGCCUUCACAGGAGAAAUCAGCCCAGCCAUGAUAAAGGAUAUUGGUGUUAAUUGGGUGAUCCUGGGACACUCUGAGAGAAGGCAUGUCUUCGGCGAGUCAGAUGAGCUCAUUGGACAGAAGGUGGCCCAUGCCUUGGCUGAAGGUCUUGGCGUCAUCGCAUGCAUUGGGGAGAAACUGGAUGAGCGAGAGGCUGGCAUCACAGAGAAGGUGGUGUUCGAACAGACCAAGGCUAUUGCUGAUAAUGUGAAAGACUGGAGCAAAGUGGUGCUUGCCUAUGAACCAGUUUGGGCCAUUGGAACGGGCAAAACUGCAACUCCCCAGCAGGCCCAGGAAGUUCAUGAGAAAUUGAGGGGCUGGCUGAAGAGCCACGUGUCUGAUGCUGUUUCACAAUCAACUCUAAUCAUCUACGGAGGUUCAGUCACUGCUGCCAAUUGCAAAGAGCUGGCUACCCAACAUGAUGUGGAUGGCUUCCUUGUCGGUGGCGCCUCUCUCAAGCCUGAAUUUAUAGACAUCAUCAAUGCAAAACACUGAAACUGCAGAGUUGGAAGCCGAGGUGGGGUUGGGGGAGGGGGACAGCUGGACCCAUCGUAGGUGGGGAUAGAUACUGUAAAAAUAUGCACUCACCCUCUGCAUUCAAAUGAAAUGGCCUCUUCCCUCACAUCCAUGUUUCCCACACUUGCCGUUAAUUGUUCAAUUCUGCUGCUCAAUACAAUGGUUGCCAAUUACGUUUUAUCAGUUAGCCAAGAGCAUUGGAAAGACAGGGCUUUGUUCACUUGCCUUCCUCUUGUGGGUAGGGUUUCCUGCGUUGCUCUUGUCCCCCCCCCCAACUAGGUUACGCAGAGGUCAGUUUUCUGACCCGUGUCUGUAGGACUGCUUCCCAGGGCUACCUCCCUGGCUGAGGAAGGGGCCUUGCCUCUUGUUUUGGCCACAUAAGUGUGGAUGCGGCGUGGCUUGUAUUGUUUGUAAGAUGUCUUGUCUGUUCCAUGUCCCCUAAGCCCACAAUGAACAGAAAUAAACAAAAGGGAAAAGAGA
This is a messenger RNA of Pogona vitticeps (central bearded dragon), 1339 nucleotides long. It is a transcript of the gene TPI1, whose product is annotated as triosephosphate isomerase 1. Gene Ontology annotation, molecular function: triose-phosphate isomerase activity. Lineage: Eukaryota; Metazoa; Chordata; Lepidosauria; Squamata; Agamidae. Gene Ontology annotation, biological process: gluconeogenesis; glycolytic process; glyceraldehyde-3-phosphate biosynthetic process. The record is from RefSeq and is a predicted model, not a curated record. Gene Ontology annotation, cellular component: cytosol.